Messenger RNA from Aspergillus alliaceus, 1299 nucleotides. RefSeq names its product aminotransferase class I/II-fold pyridoxal phosphate-dependent enzyme. The transcript is spliced from 3 exons. The record is from RefSeq and is a predicted model, not a curated record. Gene Ontology annotation, molecular function: pyridoxal phosphate binding. Gene Ontology annotation, biological process: biosynthetic process. NCBI's taxonomy places the organism in Eukaryota, Fungi, Ascomycota, Eurotiomycetes, Eurotiales, Aspergillaceae. Bases 1 to 1299 code for a protein of 432 amino acids.
AUGGUCCUUCCAACUACAUACCGUCAGAACCUCGAAGCGGCUCUAGACCCCCACCGUCAGAAAGGGCAAAUCUUCAAGCUGACAGCUCCAGCGGACGAGGUUGGUUGCAUUGACUUCGGCUCGAAUAACACCCUCUCUCUCGGCGGGAGUUCCGCAACCAGGGAAGAGUUCCUCAGGGAGUUGGCAAGAAAUCCCAACUUUGCCAUCGGAACGGGUGGCAGCCGUCUUCUCGGCGGAACCACACAGUAUAUCGAUGAACUUGAACGGGAUCUGGCCCAUUACUAUAAUGCAGAGGAUGGCUUGAUCUUUCCCUCGGGUUAUGAGGGCAACGUUGCGAUCCAUGCCACUCUUCCGCAGACCGGAGAUGCCAUUAUCCACGAUGCAAAGAUCCACGCCAGCACACGGGAUGGCAUGCGGUCCUCGAAAGCACACAUGAUCAGACCGUUCGCGCACAAUGACCCGCAAUCCUUGUAUGAUGUUCUUGAAGAAGUCAAACUUCUGGAGCCAGCAAUUGCGGAUGGGCUCAACACUGUCUUCGUUACGAUUGAAUCGAUCUACAGCAUGGACGGGGACGUGGCGCCUGUGGCUGAGAUUGUCAAGGAAGCGAAGCGGGCCUUGCCGAAAGGUAACCUUAUCAUGAUUCUGGACGAGGCUCACUCCCAUGGUAUCAUUGGGCCCAAUGGGUCCGGACUGGCGUGCCACCUGGGCCUAGAGAAGGAGUUUGCGGUCAGGUUGCAUACCUAUGGCAAGGCUGUAGGAGCGGGUGGUGCUAUUGUCCUCUGCGAUCGCCUUAUCAAGAAUUAUCUGGUCAGCUAUGCGCGCAAUUUCAUGUUCACCACGGCUCCGGCCUUCACUUUCUUUGCCACCAUCAAGGCUGCAGCUACUGUCAUGAGCGGCGAAGAGGGUAACUGGCGUCGAAAGCAACUCCAAUCUCGAGUUUACCACUUUUACGAUCUUCUUUUCCACCAUCCCCAGUGGGAACAUGUCCGAAGAUCCGGCGUACUGAGCAUCCCCACCACUGAGCAAGUUGCCAAAGGCGCUUCGUUCCUCGUUCCUAUCAUCCCCGUCAUCACACGGCCCGGCCACAGCCAUAAACUUGAGAAAUGGCUGCGAGAUCGUGGACUCCACACCCAUGGCGUGCGAUAUCCAGUUGUUCCUAUGGCAAAGGAGCGGGUUCGUGUCAUGAUGCAUGUUGACAAUACCGAGGAACAGAUCGAAGCAUUGGUGAAGUCGAUCAUGGAAUGGGCGGAACAGUAUGCUCCGCCCCUCUCUCCAGCUACAAUCAAGCUACACCUAUGA